AUGUUAUCUAUGUUACGCCUUUCAAGAAAUUUGCUACAACCAACAACAUCAGCUAGAGCCUCUCACUUCGGAGCAGUACAUAAUAAAACAAACUUGGAAGCAAAUUUAGAUGUUGAUGAGCUUACCAUAGCAAGCAAAAGUUUUUCUCUUUUCCCGUCUCCCAAAGUGGUUGUACCCACAUUUGAUUUGACUCGAAGACUUGGAGCAUUAUUCUCACAAGCAGUCUACCAACUAGUUUACGAACGAGCCUACACCAAGGAAGGUCUAGUCCGUGCCGCCAAUGAGGGCUUAUCAGUGUUAGGAGCAUGUAUUGCCAAUGAAGAGUGGGAUAGGAUGAGCUUAGUCGCAUCUAAGGAUCUUGUGGAACAAGCUAAAAUAGCUAGGCGGAGAUGCACCGAGCAACAGCUACCCCUGCUACGAUUUAGCCCUGAUGACGUUGUCUUGUCUUUCAUCCAUUCUACUUUACUUUCUGGCAGAGAUUUCCGAAAUAGGAAAGCCGAACAAGGAGUAAUAAGUAUUUAUUUCACUAUUGCCUCUUUCAUUCGUAAAAACAAAUCUGUCCCAUGGGAAGCAACACUACCUCAGCUACUGGAUAAAUAUAAAAACGACGUUAUCGCCUCAAAUGUUACGUUUGCUCGCAAUUUGAGUCCGCUUGGUCAUUGGAAGGCGACAGGAGUCAAUUUUUUCGAAAUUAAUGAUAUAGUUGAACGACGAUGA
This is a messenger RNA of Necator americanus (New World hookworm), 717 nucleotides long. RefSeq lists its product as uncharacterized. The record is from RefSeq and is a predicted model, not a curated record. NCBI's taxonomy places the organism in Eukaryota, Metazoa, Nematoda, Chromadorea, Rhabditida, Ancylostomatidae. The transcript is spliced from 6 exons. Bases 1 to 717 code for a protein of 238 amino acids.